This is a messenger RNA of Talaromyces atroroseus, 2217 nucleotides long. RefSeq lists its product as hypothetical. Gene Ontology annotation, cellular component: TRAPPIII protein complex; phagophore assembly site; cytoplasmic vesicle. Gene Ontology annotation, biological process: protein localization to phagophore assembly site; endoplasmic reticulum to Golgi vesicle-mediated transport. The record is from RefSeq and is a predicted model, not a curated record. The transcript is spliced from 2 exons. NCBI's taxonomy places the organism in Eukaryota, Fungi, Ascomycota, Eurotiomycetes, Eurotiales, Trichocomaceae. The coding region runs from base 1 to 2217 and encodes 738 amino acids.
AUGACAUCGCCGGAAGAUGCAGCGCCGGUCAAGCCUCCGCCAUCCUUCUCAGGAGCUCCCAUUGUCGUGCCAAAAUCAAGAUUCGAGGCCGACUCGGUUCAGUCGCCGCGGCCUCUCAGCUCUGAACUACGAGAGCCUCCGUCCAUUGGAUCCCCGAGAGCAUUAUUCUCUUCCCGCAGCGAAUCCCAGUCUCGCUCCGCAUCUCCGAGCAAUCGAUUAUCGGGUUCGACUUUCCUUCCCAGCAGAGCAUCACUGAGUUCACCGCUUGGCAGCCUCCCAGACAGCUCCGAUAAUACGAGGUCUCUGAUCAUACGUGCUUUUGCUCCUUCGAUCGGGAUAUUUGCUUCUGAUGAUACGGAGGAUUUGGUUAGGCAAAAGGGGUUCAAGAAUGGCUUUUUGGAGCUUCUUAGACCAUUUGGUGAGAAUAUCACGGGGAAGGUCGUUGUCAGGGACAGCGCAGGAUUGAGCCGCAGCUGGGAAGACUAUGGCGUUCGUUUCGUGAAUUUAUUGACUAAUAGCGACCGAGUGAGCCAUGCCACUUCAACAUCACCGUUGUCGCAGCUUGAAGAAGUGCUGCAAAGAAGACUUGACUUUGUCGAAGACUCAACGAAUCGGUCGUCACGUCUGAAUCAACUACCACUCACCAACAAAUACAUUGCUUCUCCGCUAUAUCAAUUACUACUUCGCCGACUAUUAUCUAUAGAUGCCCCCACGCCACACGAAACCUUCUUACAUCCGGUGGCCUGUGUGAUUGCUAUUAGUUCACAUAAUAAAGCUCCACUUGAAUCACUUCGGCAGCUCUAUGCUCAGACAACCCAAGGCGAUACAGCGCCACCUUCCUAUGUGCACCCUGAAUUCCUUCGGUACUAUGUAUUAGUCCAUGACGAAGAUCGAAGCAACAUAGAAGAAUCUACCAGGCUCUAUGACCAGAUGAAACGGCAUUUUGGUCUUCACUGUCACCUCCUUAGACUGCGCAGUGGUCAGUGUGUAGUCACAGAUGAUGAUAGUAUUGAGGUUCCAUCAUGCGAGUGGUUAUCCCCAGAGGAGGAUCUUUUGGAAAUGAACGAGAAUAAUGCGUUGAUAGACUUUGGGACAGGGGUUAAUUAUCUAUCUGAGAGUGACGUUACUGCUAUCAAGUCUUUGGUACGCGAGCUAGUCGUACAAUCUGUCAUACCCUUUAUGGAAAACAAAGUGGCGCUUUGGAACGAUCAGGUAGCAUCGCGGCGACGAGGGAUUAGUGGAAGAUUUAUGUCAAUGUCUAGAAGAUGGGCUGGCUUUGGCUCCAGUUCAAGAUCAACGACGUCGUCGGGCCCCGCUGGGGGAAUGACCGGGAACUAUAAUACACUGAAUGGGUUUUAUAAGCAUGAUGCACCUGAGGCGAUCCUUCGGAAGUUGGCUGAUUUUGCUUUCAUGUUACGAGACUAUAAACUUGCGGCAUCUACAUACGACUUGGUUCGCUCGGAUUACGCAAAUGAUAAGGCGUGGAGGUACCAUGCAGGUGCACACGAAAUGUGCGCAAUGAGCACGUUGCUCAACCCAUUGACAUCUGCUGCAAGAAGCAAGCUUGAUGGUGUGGACCAAAUGAUCGAUACAGCUUGCUACUCCUAUCUAACAAGAUGCACCGAUCCCGUUAAUACUCUACGCUGUCUCGGGCUUUCCAUUGAAUUGCUCAAAUCUAGAGGCGGUUCUGCUACUGAAGGAGCAGCGAAAUGGGCGAUGCGUGCCAUAGAAUUAGGGCUUGCUGGCCCCAUCGGACAAGCUCUUCUUACCGAACGAGUCUCGGCUUGUUAUGCUUCAAAAACGAGUACCGGAGGCGCGAAAUGGGGGGCGCGAAACAGAAAAGCUGGCAUGUGGAGUGUGCUUGCUACUGAUAGUUGGUUGAAGCUGGGCAAACCCGCGCUGGCUUCGGUUUGUCUGGAGGAAGCAGAUCGUCUGUAUGCAGAAGUUUACGACAAAGAUAGUGCUGUUCCCAUGCCUGAAAUGCGAACAUUCAUCGAUAAUUUGCAACGCGCCGUCAAACUUGAGUAUCUCGAGGCCAAGGGCGUGGAUACCAGUGACGAGGUAGUCGUCGCCAACCAGCUUGGAACAGAGGAGACCAGCGAGAAGUUAGAUAAUCGGGCCAAUCGCAAAUCAUUACUCCUGCCUGCUAGCCUUGAUGUCGGGCCUAUGCAGCAUGAAGGAAACGGCUCCAAACCGCUUGAUGAUGAUUUCGAAUAA